GAUAGGAUUAUCGUCAACCGCUGCCGUCAACGGUACAACCGAUAUCAUCUCGCGACAUUUAUAUAUUUGCCGUUACGGCCGACGGGCUGCUGGUGCGACGUUCCGCCUGUUUCAAAACAUAACCGUUCUUAUAACUUUGUUUGUACAACAACAGCAAAACCAACGGAUUUGACGAACCGUCGUACCCGUCUUUAUUCGGUCGUGGCAGCCGUGCGAUGGAAGUAUCCGUAUCCGCCGCGCCGAUCGACUUCAGCGUGUCCGUCAAGCGAACGCCACUUGACCGGUGCUCGUCAUCAUCGUCGGUGGCGUCAACGGCGUCUGCCGCAGGCGCCGGUGGAUCACCACAACCGAUAUCGGCACAACCGCGACCGCCGACCGGUUUGUUUGAGUUCAUUCAAAUGCACAACAAUUCGGCAACCGUCGGCGGCACUACAUCAGCCAACACCGGAAACAGUAGCGCGUUUCGUUUGGUAACUCCGAAAUCGAAACAUAAUGAUUGUAUUAAGUUUGGUAUCAGUCGACUCGUCGAAAAAAAUGAUGAAGGUCAAACGUAUGAUCGUUCUCGCGUAAAUAUAUUAAAUAAUAACAACAAUGAUAUCAUAAAAAGUUUAAAUCGUCCUGAUCCGAUAGUCGAUGUUAGAGAUAAUGACGAAAAUGCUUUUGGUACAACUACUGCAAAAGUGACCAGUCGAUGUUCGAUAACAAAAAUAUGGUCACCUCAAAGAAGUUCACCAUCUUUAUCCUCGUCAUCUGAAUUGUUGGAUGUUGAGAGUAGAUCGGCAUCACCUGAUAUCGAUGUCGUUUCUAAGAGAACACCAUCUCCAAUUCCAAGUACUGAUGUCAUGAUGACCAGUACCACAAUAAAACCAACAGUAGCCAAAAAUUCUGAAGCUUUUAGUGUAAGCGCAUUACUUAAACCAGAUGCACCACGGUCACGACACCUAUAUGGUCACAAUAACGACCGAAUUACCCGUCAACCAACCAGUAUGGUGGACACAAUUUCAGUGACUAGGUCUUUUUUACAGCAACACUACCCUACUGCUGUCCAGUUUCCAGAUUUGAUUGAAGAUACUCGUAAAGAUGGAGUCCAUCUACAUCCAGCAGCAAGUUCGCUUCUUCAAAAACAUUUCUCAGGCUUUGGCUUUCACUCACAAUUUUAUUCGGCCGCUACUAAUAUGCUGAACCAAUCAAUAUCACCAGAUCAAAAUGGCAGCGAUACACAUCCUGACAACAAUCAUGAUUUAUUGACUAGUUCAUUAUAUUUGAGCUUAGGUGCUGUCAGAGCGGCAGCUGCAGCCGCUUUUGCCCAUCCCUUGUCUAAUACAGGAAUGAGUUCAGCGGCUGUUAAUCCAUUCAGUCAACAAUUAUCGACUAAUUCUACUGAAGAUAUGAUUAAGCUCCGACAACAGUUUAUGACACCUAGUAGCAAUCAACCUUUAGCCGCUAUGCCACCACCACCUUCAUCAGUGGCUUCAGAUGGGCAUCUCAGACACCAUCACAUGCUAAUGAGAGGAACUGUAUUUGGUGAUGUUUACUCAUGUAUCAAAUGUGAUAAGAUGUUUCCUACAUCACAUGGUUUGGAAGUGCAUUCUCGGAGAUCUCAUAAUGGUAAAAGACCUUUUUCUUGCGAACUUUGCAAUAAGUCGUUUGGUGCCGAGAUCAGCCUCAAUCAACACCGGUGGUUGUGUUGUAGACGAUCCGCUCACAAUGUAGAAAAGCUAUUCGAGUGUAAACAGUGUGGUAAAACAUUUAAAAGAUCAUCUACGUUGUCUACACAUUUAUUGAUUCAUUCAGAUACAAGACCUUAUCCGUGUCAGUUUUGUGGAAAACGUUUCCAUCAAAAGUCAGAUAUGAAAAAACACACGUAUAUUCAUACAGGUGAAAAACCACACAAGUGUCAGGUUUGCGGUAAAGCUUUCAGCCAGUCGUCAAAUCUAAUAACACACAGUCGUAAACACACUGGAUAUAAACCGUUCGCUUGUGAUCUAUGCGGCAGAGCUUUUCAACGUAAAGUAGAUCUGCGUCGGCAUAAAGAAACUCAACAUACCGACUUCCGACCAGCGAGCAUAACGUAAACGGAAGCAAUUUCCAGUUAGAACAAUUUUAUUUAUUUAUAAUAUGAUAUUGUACAUAAGUCAUAGCGGUAAAAUAAUAAAUCAUUCAUUUUUAUUGUAAUAUAUCUAUUAGCAUACUCGACUGGAUGGUAUUUAUAUACUAAUACUAUAACCUAUUUAAUUUAUUUAUAAAUCUUUGUAAAUUUUUUUUUAACUGCAGUGGAAACGUUUUUAUAUUUGUUAUGUAUUAUUGGAUACUCCAUUUUUUUAUUUCCGAAGAAUACAAUAUGAGUUCAUAUAGUUAUGGGGCUGUUGACAUUGUUGAAUUAGAAUAAUAUCUUCAACUCUUUGAACAUGUACAAAAUCCCAAAGAGUUAAAAAUAUGUGUUAACUUAGAGUUGUUAAUUUUUUGAGAAUAAAAUACUAAGUAUAAACAAACGAAAUUCAUUCUAUCAACCUUAAGAUAAUAUCAAGUGAAGAUUACACUCAUUAUAUAAUUUUACAUGCAUAUAUAUAAAAAAAGCAUUAUUAUAAUUUUUUUUUUUUUACAUAGUUUUGUGUAAAUAAUGAUGUUAUUAGAUAUUUAUCUUUGUAUAAAUAUAACGUAUAAAUGUAUGAACGAAACGUAUUUUAAAGUUCUCAUGUUUUUGUUUUCCUAUUUUUGUUUUUUCAUUAUUUAUUUAUGUACCUACCUAUUUUCUACACAUAAUAGUUACCUAUAUUAUUAUUCAUGACUGUCAUUAUUGUAAUAUUAUUAUUAUUAUUAUUAUUUAGCUAUUGUAAAAGGUUGUAUGAAGGUAAAUCGAAAAUAAUUUUUAUUUUGCAUUAUAGUUAUAUAUUUAUUGAUCAAUUUUGAGGUAAAAUAAUAAUUGUUAGU
Molecule: messenger RNA, 2931 nt
Organism: Daktulosphaira vitifoliae (grape phylloxera)
Lineage: Eukaryota; Metazoa; Arthropoda; Insecta; Hemiptera; Phylloxeridae
Product: zinc finger protein 3-like
Exons: 5
Coding region: 216-2075 (619 amino acids)
Biological process (GO): regulation of transcription by RNA polymerase II
Molecular function (GO): RNA polymerase II cis-regulatory region sequence-specific DNA binding; DNA-binding transcription factor activity
Source: RefSeq, a predicted model, not a curated record